Molecule: messenger RNA, 762 nt
Organism: Penicillium expansum
Lineage: Eukaryota; Fungi; Ascomycota; Eurotiomycetes; Eurotiales; Aspergillaceae
Product: DUF3425 domain-containing protein
Exons: 2
Coding region: 1-762 (253 amino acids)
Source: RefSeq, a predicted model, not a curated record
AUGGUGCCUGAAAAAGAACGAAUUGAACUGAUCCGGAUGCGGCAGCAGAUCCAGAAUACGGGGGACAAAGCACAACUCCACAGCAACAAAACCGUAGUUGUACCACCGAGCUCCACUCCUAUCCAGAUCGACCGAGACGAAAAUGGAUUUACGUGCACUAUCGCGCCCCCUCAAGCAAAUUCAAUAAUGCGUCAAUUUGAGUCCCUAGCGCUGGAAAGCUACAUUCGAAACUCCCCGGACAUCGACCACCUCCUCUCCCUCUCGAAGCUCAAUAUCCAGCACGCAAUCAUCGAGAACACACGCUCGAUUGGCAUGACAAUGGAGUGGAUGCAAGAUGAUGAUGCUAUCUCUAUUUUUAACACCACAAUACCUGGCUUCUCGGUGUCAAUACCCCCGAGUCUCCAACCAACAGAGCUCCAACGGCGCAUCCCUCAUCACCCCUGGCUGGAUAUCUUUCCCUUUCACACUAUGCGUGAUAAUCUUAUAGCCCUUCAACACAUUAUCAAUGAUGAGGAUUUGUGUCAUGAUUUGAUGGCAUUCUGGGAUACCAGAAAUACCGGGGCCAGUUUGCUAGUGUGGGGUCCUUCUUGGGAGCCGAAAAACUGGGAAGUCACGCCGGCUUUCCUGCUGAAGUGGGGAUUUUUGCUUAAGGGCUGUGAAGAGUUUGUGAUAUAUACCAAUCGGUGGAGAGCGAAGAGGGGCGAGAAGCCUCUCGAUUGGAAAACAACGCUAGCUUUAAUAUAUCGAUCACCUGGUGAAUAG